Schistosoma guineensis is the source of this 1576-nucleotide messenger RNA. The record is from the annotation of a GenBank genome assembly. NCBI's taxonomy places the organism in Eukaryota, Metazoa, Platyhelminthes, Trematoda, Strigeidida, Schistosomatidae.
CGCGAAAUAUGAAUCUAAGCCCUCUCCCUUUCUUCAAUGAAUAAUAAAAGAUCAAAUGAUGUUAGUAUCAUUCCUAAAUCAGAUAUUCGUCAAUUGAUUAGAGUUACAAAGCCACAAGCUCAACGGACUAUUGAUCAUCCUCAUGUGAGAUAUAAUCAACUCGGUCGGAUAUCAUGCAUUUUAUGUGGUGUGCAAAUCAAAUCAGAAUUUGCUUGGACUGCACAUAUACUCAGCAAGUCGCAUAAACAAAACGAACUACGUGGAAUCCAAUUGCCCAUUAAACGUCCUACUACAGGAGCCAAAGCAAUUGACGAGGUAACCUGUAAAUCGGCGAAAGUUGAAAACGAAGUUAAGUCAGACGAGAAAGAUUCGGAUGCUAACCAACACAACAACUUACCAACGUUAAUUCCCAGUGAAAAAAUAUGUGAAAAAAAUCCUGCAGAGAAAAAAGUAGAAUCGCAAUCUCAACUUCCAGAAGGUUUUUUUGAUGACCGAUAUAAGGAUGCAAAAGUUCGAUGUGUUCCAUAUAAGGAUAAAAUGGCAGAAGAGUUGGAACUUUUUCAAAAAGAAAUGAUUGCUCUGGAAAAGCACUCAGAAGAAAUCAUGGAAAAAGAAAGUGAAGCAUCAGUAUCUGAACGAAAUUUGGCUGAAAUAAAUGAACAAAUAAUGAAAUGGGAAAAAAUCAAACAAUUAGAAAAUGAAAAAGAUUUAUACGAAAUGCGAUUAAAGAAAAAACUAACAGACAGUAUAAAUCAAUUUAAAAAACUCGAAAACCAUAUAGACAUCAAGAUAAAAAAGGAACAAUGCUACACAGAAGACGACGGUGACGGUGAUUAUAAUAAUAAUAAUAAUGGUGAUGAGGAUGAUGAUGAUGAUGAAGACAAUAUCUCCGAUGAAUUAAACAAUUUCCGAACAAAAAAUACAAUUUAAAUGAAAUAACGAAAGACAUUGUCUUUUCCUGUGUUCUUUUUCACAUACAUACAUAACUAUUUCUGUAUAUAUGUGUUUAUGGAAUGAGUGCGUAUCAUGUUAUUUGUAAUGUAAAAAAUAAUUUUAUAUAUAAGAAAUAAGCUACUUGCUAGUGUAUAAGUAAUAUGCACAUUUGCUAUAAAGUGUGUAAAGUAUAUAGACAGGUGGAGAAUGAUAUAUACAUAUAAGCAGUAUAUAUCUAAAUAAUUGAAAAAGUUUGUCUUUUUACAGUCUUAUAUUAUUUCAUCAUUAUUCAAGUCCCUGCCAUUAUCUCGGCUUUUAAUUUGAUAGUGCUACCGAGUAUUCUGUUUUUCUUCAUGCAAAUAAAGUAAAUUGAGUGUUAUUCUUUUGUAGUUAGAUUAAUUUUAUACACAAUAACAAUUAAGAAUGAGCAAGAUACAGUAAAGAUGUGGUCGAUUAUACAAAAAAUGAGAAUAGAUUGUGAAAGGCGAACAGGCAUAUGAGAAUAAAGUUGUUUAUAUCUUAUUGGAUAACGAUUAGUAUGCCAUUGAUAUAUUCAUCGGGAGCUGUAAUGGAAUUUUUAUAUAUAUGGUGUUUCGUUUCUGUUUAGUCAAUAAAUUUCUGUGGUGAUAUAAUUGGUUUUUCA